AUGUAUGACGCUGACAAUGAUAUCAUAAUUCGCGCCACGGAAGAAUUAUUGAAGACAAAGCAUCCGGAUAGACAAGCGCUUGUGAACUCCACGAAUACUGCGCUAGAGAUUUUUCACAAAUGUGAAAUUAUGGACCCUGACGAUGAUGUGCUUAAACAAUUUAUUCAAUCCAUUAAAGAAGAGAAAAUUAAAUUUCGCGACUCGACCAACAAGUCUUUAAGACAUAGCAUACAAUUGUCCGACCAUGCCGACAAUAUGGCAGGCUAUUUUCAAGCUAUGCAAUCAGAAGGGCUUUCAUCUGAACAUUACUUAGAGGCAUUCGGAAACUCGUUUACAGACGCUCAGAAUUUACAAAAUGGGGCCGAACAGCUUGAGUCAGAAUAUAGUGCCAUCAUCGAACAAACGGAAAAAAUUAAAGAUUCCUGUGAAGAGCACCUGGAAAAUCUUGAACAAUGCGAAAAACUAGUCAUCGAGGAAGAAAUUUUACUGACUGAGAAUAAACCGUCUUCAUUCACAACAAGGUUUACUGAUGUCAUUGACGGAAUUGAAGAUGCGUCAAUUGCCGUGCUACGUCGAAGCAAAUUAGCAAACAAAUGGAUGAUUGUAUUGGAUGUUGCUUUGCCUAUAAUCAAAGUAAUUAUCAUUAACCUAGUUGAUGCUCUUAUUAAGGGGAAGAAGCAAGAAUUCAAGAAACAGUUGGCGGAACUUCAAGCAAUAAAGGAGCGCUCCAGUAAAAACAUUAAAAUUACAAGGACGCUUAUCACAAAUCUCAGGUAA
This is a messenger RNA of Paraglomus occultum, 777 nucleotides long. The record is from the annotation of a GenBank genome assembly. NCBI's taxonomy places the organism in Eukaryota, Fungi, Glomeromycota, Glomeromycetes, Paraglomerales, Paraglomeraceae.